UUUUUCUCGGGGUGUCGGAGACUAAAGACGCACACGCCGGCGCAUGGGCGUUCGUUUCAGCACCCCAGCCGUGAAUCUGCCGUUUGUGCGGGGAAUCUUGCCCUGAUAGAUCGGGGUGGCGGAUAGAGACGGGGCGCGAGGGAUACGGCAACAGCGUUUUGUCGCUACGAAAGUGGAUUCUUACAACGUUUGUGCUGAGGGGAUAUCGAAAGUAGCCCUAAUAGUUUACUGCAGCAUUUCACAUUCGACUGCAGUGGAAGAUACACAGCAGCCAGUGGCGAAUAGGGCGCGCUCACCACUGCAAUUUCGGGGCAAAGAUUGACUGGCGGCGUCUUGCGGAUACCUGCUCGUGUCUUCGGCAGCGUCCACGACUUUCCCUGCAUUUUACAAAGCGCUUCGGAAGAAUGCAGUUGAGGGAUCUGUAUUAACCCAGCAGCAUUACGCCGUUUCCGGUUCCCAGCUGGUGUUUCCCGAUUGCAAAUCUAUCGGAAAAAAGCAGCGGAUCCCGAUGGCAUGGACACUUACGCAAGGUCUGCCGCGCCGCCGUGCUACUGGAGCCUAUUCGCAGUCUCUUCAGCCUUCAACCCAGCUCCACCGCCAUCGCCCCGCAGCCCUGCCGCAACGCGACCACCGACCAUCGAGCCAAAGCAGGCGGCAUGAGGAGGCUUGAUUCGGUACACUUAUCCAUGCUGCUCAUCGGGGUCUCCUUCGCCUGCUACUCCCCGAGUCUGAAUUCCCUGCAGGACCAGGCUUACAGAUCCGCCGUGGUGAUUGAGGGCAAGGUGCAGUCCGCGCCUCAGAACGUCUCAGCGGAGCCGUACAGUGUGAAUGUCAAAGUCCUGGACGUGUGGCCGCGAAACAGCGGGGGUCUGGAGCGGGAGCAGCUCGUCACCGUGGGGGAAUUUGGCUCGGAGGCUCCGUGCGCCAAAGUGAAGAAGAAUCACAAGUAUAUAUUUUUCAUGGACCCAACUGAUGAACCCUUGGUUUUUAAAGCGUCAUUUGCGCCCUUAGAUACAAGUGGGAAAAACCUGAAAAAAGAUCUUGGGAGGAUCUUGUGUGAAGACUGCGCUGCUCCUCCCUCACUGAAGCGCAUGAAAAAUCCUGUGUUGGUGGACGAAGGAAGCAGGCUGAUUGUAAGGUGUGAGGCCUCCGGCAGCCCCACCCCGCAGUACAAGUGGUACAAAGAUGGCGCUGAACUGAAGAAGAGCAAAGAGAUCAAAAUUUCCAGGAACGGCAAGAAAACUUCCAAAGUUCAGAUCAGCAGUGCAAAGCUGGAGGAUUCUGGGAAUUACACAUGUGUGGCAGAGAAUAUUCUGGGGAAGGACAACGGCACCAGUACAGUGCACGUACAAAGCAUAACCACAACAUUAUCUCCGGGUUCGGGCCACGCCAGAAGAUGCAACGAGUCAGAGAAGGCAUACUGCGUGAAUGGCGGCGACUGUUACUACAUACAUGGUAUAAAUCGGCUAUCCUGCAAGUGUCCAAAUGACUUUACUGGUGAUCGCUGUCAAACCUACGUUAUGGCCAGUUUCUACCAGUCUCUUGGGAUUGAAUUUAUGGAGGCAGAGGAGCUCUAUCAGAAGAGAGUCCUGACAAUCACCGGCAUCUGUGUGGCUCUUUUGGUGGUGGGCAUAGUCUGCGUGGUGGCCUACUGCAAAACUAACCUCCCCCCCAGGAAACAGAGGAAGAAGAUGCACAAUCAUCUGAGGCAGAACAUUUAUGUGGAUCAUCCCAACCGCAACUUGGCCAACGGACCCAAUCACCCAGGACCUGGUCCUGAGGAGAUACCCAUGUAUAUCUCCAAAAAUGUACCGGCGACUGAGAGAGUCAUUAGACACGGAGCAGAGGCACCUUUUCCUGGCAGCCGGCAGUCUUCCAGAUCCCACAACUCCUCCACCCGGGCUCAUUCCUCCACUCACAGACAUGAAGGGAGAACGUGGAGUCUGGAGCGAACAGACAGCGUCCUCUCCGACUGUCCUUCCGGCAUGAUGUCGUCCUCAGUGGGGACCAGUAAAUGCAACAGUCCUGCGUGCAUGGAGGCGCGGGCCAGGCGUGCCGCACACUGUGGCUUUACUGAGCCCCACCGGCCGGCCCUGCAGUACGGCGACUCUUUCGACUCGCUUGGGGACUCUCCGCACAGCGACAGGUACGUGUCGGCGCUGACCACUCCAGCUCGCCUGUCUCCCGUGGACUUCCAUUACUCACUGCCCCCACAGGUGCCUACCUUCCAGAUCACGUCUCCCAACGCCAGCCACGCAAUGUCUCUGCCCCCCGCCGCCCACGCUCCCUACCCGCCGGAGGAGGACCAGCCGCUGCUGCGGCGCUACCAGGUGCCCCUGCAUGAGGCGCGGGGCCACGAGCCCUACCGGCAGCAGCAGCGCGGCAGCUACCUGCGAGACAGCACCGGCAGCCUUCCCUCCAGCCCCUACCGGCUGGCUCAGGAGGAGGAGUACGAGAGCACCCAGGAGUACCUCUCCUCGAUGGAGCAACCAAAGAGAAGCAGUCGGCACUGGCGCAGGUCCAGACUCAACGGCCACGUGGCGCCACGCGGCUACCAGCCCUCCCGGGACUUAGGCUCGCGCAGCUGCCUGUCGGACAGUGACUCGGAGGGGGAGGAAGGUGAGAGCACGCCCUUCCUCAGUAUGCAGAACAUGAAUGCCGCCGAGCCCAUCACCCUCUACAGGCCCGUGCCCGACACGCAGACUUCUCACGCCCAGAGCGGGCGGCACGGGCCACGCGCCAACACACAGACCAGACUGACGCACUCGCGCUCCAAAAUGGACAAUGCACCCCACUAGAGAAACCACCACCUAUCCACAAAAACCGAUCUACUAUAGACAUGCACCUAUAAGAAAUAUUUUUAUUUUAUAUAACUGACAGAUAUUGUAAACAAAUGAAAUAUUUAUUUUCAUUUUAGCAAAAGUUGUCUACUAGUUAACAGCAAAGACUUUUUUUAUAGGGAAAACUCUAUUUAUAUGUACACUUUGAUUUACAGCAUAAAAAAGAUGUGCCAAUUUUUUCACAACUUAAAAAAAAAAAUAGAGUAAUAUUGUGGUGCCUUUUGCUGUAUGCUGAGGGCCAGAGGGCCAGUGGAGUUUUUUGUAGCCUUUCUUAUACGGACGCCUCAUUUUUUAUACUCGUUUACUCUUUUGUUGUCUCUUUUUGGUCUUUUUUCCCUUACUUUCCUUUCCAGGUUGUGUUCUUUUGGGAGCUGACCCCCAUUUGAACUGUGACAUCCCCCCUCCCCCCCCUCCCACCGUCAUGCAAUAUAAACCACUCUAACAUAAGGUGUAUGUUUACAUGAAUUUGAUCCACAGAGAUGUUUUAUGAUCAUGUUGCUUUGCCAACAGGAAAUCGAUGACAAAUGCAAUCGGGGGUUCGGGAAAAAAAAAAGUACGAGUGUGCGUGUGUGAGUGUGAACGACCAAAUGCAAGAGGCCUCGAAAUGACUGUGGCUCUGAGAAAUAUGCUGCAGGUGUGUAGACUUACGCAUGUGGGCACUUGAUGUCGUCUUAUGGAUGCACCGCCUUGACUUGCUUUGCAUCCCUACAGGGUAAAGGUGCGGUCACAUUUACCAUUGUUCGGCGAAUUUUCGUGGGCGAAAUCCAGUCAUUUCAACCGGAAUUCAAUGUGAAUUUCAGGUGAGGUUCGUUGGCUGCAUUGACCGACAGAAAAUUGUUUGGUUUGAAAGCGACUCCUGUGUGCGCGGGGUUUUUUUUGCCCUCAAAUUUUUGCUAAUGUGACCGCACCUUGAGGUUUGUCACACGGAAGCCUUCUCUUUCCAAAGGGGAUUGUGGGUUAAAUGUGAGGGGGCCGUGGGCCGGGCUGUCAGUGCUAAAAGCUUUUCAGAGAUAACAAAGAAAUAAAGAACAUAUAGUCUCUCCCACUCAACCCACUUUCCCGUCAUUUAGUAGAAUCGCCCCCAUUAUCUGCACAUCCAUCCGGUUAGAGCGGCCAGUGGAGAGAUAGACGGAGGGAUGGAAAGCCUCACAGCGUCUCAGGACCUCACUCCACUGCACAUCUUCCUCUAGCGCAGAACUGAAGAGAGACUGACAUCAGGCUGAUGGAUGUGAUCGCUCCACCAAUUGGUCCUGGUACUUUGGGACAGGGAGAGUAAAGGGACCGUUCACACAGGACACUUUCUUCUGUAGUUUUUUAACUGUUGCUGUUUGAUGCAUUCCAUUCGGAAAUGGGAUAUUCCUAUCUGCUAUCUGAUAUUUCCAACUUGUAAUCAUAAAGGCCGAACCCUUGGAAUAUGGUGUAUAAAGAAACAAAUUGCAUUUUUCACAUACAUACAGUACACAUAUAUAUAUAUAUAUAUAUAUAUAUGUAGUAAUAUUAUUUAUUCUAUUAUUUACAAUACAUUUAAAAUAUAUUAUUGCAGCAUAAGUGCACUUUUUUUUCUUUUGUUUGUGCCAUGAAUGUCACAUUUUCAGAUGCCAUGCCAAGUUCAACUCUGGCAUGCAAAAGAGUGGAUGAGUAUCAGUGAAAAAUAGAAAAAUAACAGACCAAUCAAAUGAAUAUGAGGGUGUGAUAAGCAUGUUUAUAUUUAACAACAAUUCAUGGGUUGGGUUAUGAUACUCUUUUCAAUUCUGUCCAGGAUUUAGCUGAUUUUAAUGUUCGAAUGUGUCCUGUGUGAACGGCCCUGAAAAGUUCCCGAACACGCAAUCAGAUACACACACAAACACAGUCUCAAAUGACAAGACAAAUAGCUGUGAAAAUUAUUAGGUGUCAUUAAAAUACCAAAAUAUGCAAACUUUAUAUUCUACUUGUGUUCCAAUGCAUUUCAUGUGUUUUUUUUUUGUUUUUUUUUUUUGUGUGUGUAAUGUGGAGACUACAUGUUUCCUGUUGUUGUUUAACUUUAAGUCAAUGUUUUUCAUUAGGUCCACAUAUUUCAUAAUUAUUUAAUAUAUUCGCAGUUAAUCUAAGACACCAAAUAGUGCAGGUCAUUAUUAUUAUUUUUAUUAUUAUUAUUAUUAUUAUUUUAUAUUGAAUGCUAUACCAUCAUUCUUUUUCAUAUGUGACUCCAUGUCCAUUUUGAAACACUCACUGGGCCCAAACCAAACCAGAAACAUCUGUACUGACUGACUCUGUUUGGAUAAAAAUACUCCAACAUUAAGAAACAGUCAGUAUGGAUAAGUCUGAGAUGGAGUGUACUAAAAUCAACUGUUUUAACUCUUCACCUUCUACAAAGAGUGUCCACAGUCAGCAUCAGCUUGCCUCCUUGUUGUAAAGAUGUAAAGAAUAAUAUGUUGAGGGAGGUGAAGUCAAUUGGUUUUGGCAAAGAAAAUCAACACCAAAUAACGGAGGAAGAGUAGAACUAGACAGAUCCGUGAUAAAUAUGUUUUCAUGCACUUCUUCUAUAUAUAUAAAAAAGAGAUGAGUUGUGAUUAUUUUGGUGAAAAACCAAUGUACAAGUCCUGGUAAAAGGGGUGUAAUGCUGUGUUAUGACAGCACAAUGGAAUAUCGUUUUGUAUUUUAAAUGAAGAGAUAUUUUGUUUGGAGUUUGAGCAGAAAUUAUUUUGAUCCCCUACCUUUCUUCCUUACAUUUUGGGUCUUAUUUGUAUGUUUGAGAAAUGCCAAAAAGACAGUGCUCUAGUUAGUUUAAAUGUGAUAUCGCUACUCAACGGUUAUGUCCUGCCAGUUUAUUUCUAUUUCGUUUCCCCCCGCUUGAAACGUCUAAACACCUCACCUCUGCAUGUCCUUGUGGUCAAGGUUAGAUGGGUGCAUGGUACAAGCAGCAGAUGAUUUUUUUUUUCCCUCAAGUCAGUGGAAGUGUAUUUAUUUAUUUUUUUUACAUUCAGCAAUAAAAAAAGGAAUAUUUCCCCCCACCAUGUCCAUUCUUGGAAAAUGCUAGAGGAUUUAAAAAAAGUGAGACAAACACACACGACUGUCAUAGAUUGUAAAAAUAAAAUGAAAACACCUGUUCAUAUGAGAAAAUAAAUCUUUCUUGGUAUCAUUUUGACACAUGCCCAUAUCUGACCUGUUGUCUGUCUCAUCUGUGUGGCUAUAGAUUUUUACAGCUCAGAUCAAACCCAUGGUAAAAUGUCUUUUCCAACUGACACAGAACCAGAAAUGCUGGGAAGAGACUAAUUCUGAGUUUUGUGCGUUUAUUAGACAAUAUGUUCACCCAUUUUUUGUU
This is a messenger RNA of Onychostoma macrolepis, 6141 nucleotides long. RefSeq names its product neuregulin 2a (gene nrg2a). The record is from RefSeq and is a predicted model, not a curated record. Gene Ontology annotation, molecular function: signaling receptor binding. Gene Ontology annotation, biological process: animal organ development; nervous system development; intracellular signal transduction. The transcript has 11 exons. The coding region runs from base 657 to 2798 and encodes 713 amino acids. NCBI's taxonomy places the organism in Eukaryota, Metazoa, Chordata, Actinopteri, Cypriniformes, Cyprinidae.